AUGAACGAAGUUACUUGUUCCAUAACUGGUGACAACCCAAUUCAUAAGAUCAACAAUGGAUUAGGCUUGAAAUGGAAUAAUCUGGGUAAAUUCUCUGAUUUUCAGACUAACGAUAGCGCCGCGCGAGAUGCUAGAACAAUAGAUUACAUCUUUACCAAUUGUCAAACCGGCAGCAGUAUUGGUAAGAUAGAUUUUCGGGCCGCACUACCGGCAGAUAAAUCUCAACAUAGUGGUGUCAGCGAAAAAGAAUUUUCAAGACUUGAGAACCAGUGGUCAAAGGAAUUCUCUUGUUUCCCCAAGAAUAAAAAUGCUGAUGUGACCAAGCCCAGUAGAAACAAACAUGAGAAACGCUCCGCUAAUUUGCACAAUAGGUACUUUGCACAAUAUUAUAGUACGGCAUAUCAGCAAAAUCGUAUAUAUCCUUGUCGAAUAUCUUACAAUGAACACUCAUCUGUUUCUAAUGGCUGGGAAUUUCAGUUCAAAUCAAUCGAAAAUCAGUUACUAAAUGAGCUAAAGAUAGAAAACAAUGUAGAAGAAAAAACUGUUGGUUAUGAAUAUGUGGCAGAAUACGAAGAAACAAUUGAUUUCAUGCAUAUGCUGUCAUCCGUACCACAAACAUAUCAAUUCCUAAAAUCAAACAUCUACAUAACGGAACGGGACCCAUAUAAAAUAGGAUGUGUACUAAUGGACAACGGUUCCAAUUUGAACGAAGUAGUAAUGGCCUUUGAAGCAGCCAUUUCACAAGAUCCAAGCCAUAUAAAUGCAUGGUUGAAGUUAGGUAUAGUUAAUUUUGAAAAUGAAAGCGAAAGCAAUGGAGAGCUUGCUUUGCGAAAUUGCUUAAAUUUGGAUCCAAAUAAUACAAUUGCAUUGGAAAACUUAGCAAUUCACCAUAUAAAUCAACAAAAUGAAUCAGAGUCAUUGAAACUUUUUCACAAAUGGAUUCUUUCAAAAUUUUCGAAGGUUUUCCAACCUUCUGCGGGGGAAAACAAAGAUAGCAUUAAUAAAAUUCCGAAAAAGGCCCAUUUGGCGCAUAUUCUAGAAUCCCUGUUGAAUAUGGGUAUAGAAAAAAAAGAUCAGUAUGAUAUAUAUUCAGUAUUAUCAAUCUUAUAUUAUUCGGAUCAGAAAAUAAAGCAAUCUCAGAAAUGCUUAGAGUUUUUACUACUGGAAAAGCCCAAUAAUGGAACAAUAUGGAAUAGAUAUGGUGCUAUUUUGGCCAAUACUAAGUCGUAUCACUCUGCGAUAAAUGCGUACAAUAAAUGCAAACAACUAAGACCGAAUUUUACAAGGGUUCGUUAUAAUUUAGCGAUCGCCUACAUGAAUAAGGGUGACUAUGUAAAAGCAAGCAAAAUGCUAAUCGAAGUUAUACUGUUACGAAGUAAAGGAUAUGAACACAACAAAGCAAAAAUGCAAAACAAAUUUAUGCAAAAUUUAAAAAAUGCUCUCAUCGCUUCAAAAAAUUUUGAUUCACUUGAUCUAAUAAAUGGUUCUCAUAAUACAGAAUCGUUAAUAUCAACCUUAAAAGCUAUUUAUAACAAAAUGGAUUAG
Molecule: messenger RNA, 1545 nt
Organism: Saccharomyces cerevisiae S288C
Lineage: Eukaryota; Fungi; Ascomycota; Saccharomycetes; Saccharomycetales; Saccharomycetaceae
Gene: PEX9
Product: Pex9p
Exons: 1
Coding region: 1-1545 (514 amino acids)
Cellular component (GO): peroxisomal membrane; cytoplasm
Source: RefSeq, marked reviewed